AUGGAACCACCAUGCAUUGCUAACAUUGCAAGAGCGAGCCAGAGUCUCCUUGCAAAUUUAUCAGUUCGAUUAGUUGAUGGGGACAACCCAUUUGAAGGGCGGGUUGAAGUGUUUCAUAAUGGUUCCUGGGGAACAGUUUGUGAUGACGAUUGGACACUUAAGGAAGCCAACGUGGUUUGUCGCCAACUAGGGCUGGAUGGAGCCUCUUCAGCGGUCGAGGGUGGACGUUUUGGGAAAGGAAGUGGAAAGAUAUGGAUGGCUCGGGUUAAAUGUUUUGGAAAUGAAAGAAGAUUAUCAGAUUGUUAUUUUCCUGGGUGGGAAAUACACAGUUGUAUGCAUUAUGAAGAUGCAGGAGUAAUUUGUAUGCAAGUUCGACUAACUGGUGGAAGUAACCCAUUUGAAGGGAGGGUUGAAGUGUUUCACAAUGGCUCCUGGGGAACAGUGUGUGAUGACCAAUGGACAAUUGAGGAUGCUAACGUGGUUUGUCGCCAACUUGAUUUCGAGGGUGCUUUGAAAGCAGUCGCGUCUGCUCAUUUUGGUAGAGGAACUGGAAAUAUAUGGAUGGAUGACGUGUAUUGUGUUGGAAAUGAAAGAAUAUUGACAGAAUGUAUACAUGAGGGAUGGGGGAAACACAAUUGUGGCCAUAGUGAGGACGCAGGUGCAAUAUGCAUCAUACCAGUUCGAUUAGCUGGUGGAAGUAACCCAUCUGAAGGGAGGGUCGAAGUAUUUCACCGUAGUUCCUGGGGAACUGUAUGUGAUGACUAUUGGACAAUUAAGGAAGCCAACGUGGUUUGCCGACAGUUGGGUUUCGCGGGUGGAGCUUUGUCCGCGAUCACUUCUGCAGGUUUUGGUCAAGGACGUGGAAAAAUAUGGAUGGAUAUGUUCAGUCAUGCUGGUUGGGGAAAACAUAACUGUGACCAUGUUGAUGAUGCAGGCGUUUUAUGUAUCCCAGUUCGAUUAGCUGGUGGGGGCAACCCAUUUGAAGGGCGGGUUGAAGUGUUUCAUAACGGUUCCUGGGGAACUGUUUGUGAUGACCGUUGGACACUUAGGGAAGCCAACGUGGUUUGUCGCCAACUAGGGCUGGAUGGAGCCUCUUCAGCGGUCGAGGGUGGAGUUUUUGGGCAAGGAAGUGGUAAGAUAUGGAUGGAUCAGGUUGAAUGUUGUGGAAAUGAAAGAAGAUUAUCAGAUUGCUCUUAUCCUGGGUGGGAAAUACACGACUGUAGCCAUUUCGAAGACGCAGGAGUAAUUUGUAUGCAAGCCAACGUGGUUUGCCGACAGUUGGGUUUCGCGGGUGGAGCUCUUUCCGCGACCACUUCUGCAGGUUUUGGUCCAGGAAGUGGAAAAAUAUUGAUGGAUAACGUUGAUUGUCAUGGAAAUGAAAGAAGAUUAAAACUAUGCAAUCAUGUUGGUUGGGGACAAUAUGUUUGUAACCAUGGUGAAAAUGCAGGCGUUUUAUGUAUCUUUUUUGGUCCUCACUAUUCGCCUCCUACUUCUCCUAAAAUUAAAGUUUCAGGUGAAAGAAAUUCACAGCCUUUUGUCAUUGCCAUUAUCACUUUGUCCCUCGUGUUAAUCGUGGUAAUUGGCCUCCUGAAGUGGCAACAGAGGCAAAAAGUACGCGCUGAGAGGAGAAAUGUUGAAGCACGUCUGCAAAGACCUCGACAUGCUGGUACUGCAAUUCGUUCUCCAGAGUACGCACAACCGACUGAACAAGAACAACACACAUACGAGAAAGUAAUAAAUGUGUUUCCAGGAAAGAACACCAAUCUUACAUCCCAAAAUGCUUAG
This is a messenger RNA of Pocillopora verrucosa, 1785 nucleotides long. NCBI's taxonomy places the organism in Eukaryota, Metazoa, Cnidaria, Anthozoa, Scleractinia, Pocilloporidae. The record is from RefSeq and is a predicted model, not a curated record.